AUGGAACUUCUGUCGGAGUUUCAGCCUGUUUUUUUUGUUCGCGUUCGCGCUUGUAACUUAGGCCUUGUACCAUCUAUUAUUACCCACAUAGAUCACGAAGUUCUACCUACUGGCGUCGUUGGUGUUCAUCGAUGUUCGCCCUUCGAGAUGCGGUCCGGCCCGAAAUCCCAUCUGGGCUGCCGGCAGUGUAAGAAGCGUAAAGUCAAGUGCGAUGAAAAGACCCCAGCUUGUAGUGCUUGCAUUAGGCGCCGAGAGGCAUGCUCGUACCUGGACGUCACACAACAACAUGCAUCACACGUCAAAGCCUCAACAGCCUCAGCAGCCUCCGAGCAGAGAAGUCAGUGUCCGCCGGAGCCGAGCUGGUAUACACCCACACUGGACAUUGAUCUAACACAUUACUACCUCAUGCACACAUGCCGGACCAUCAUGUUCGACCCACGACGCCGCAGCUUCUGGAGAGAAAUCAUCUUUCCCCUUUCCUUCGACUCCACCGCCCCCGACGAACCUGAUCUCACCGUGCUUCACGGCCACCUCGCAACUGCUGCCCUCCAUAAGAUCGCCGUCGCCAAUCCCUCACCAUCUCUCCAAGAAAGGUACAUCGCAUGUGCCGCUGACCGUCAGUCCAAAGCCGUAUCCACCCUGAUCCGCAUGCUCGACGCGCCCAGCCCUAAGAAUGCACCCGCGCUCUUCACGCUCUCCGUCCUCGUCACCAUCUGGGCAUUUGCAAGCCGUAGCCUGCCAGCCGAACUCAACACCAUCUCCAUCUCUCGCCUUGCACUCCGCGAUGGCCAUGAGCCGCACCCUGAAGCCCAGCACGCAUGCCAGCAUGACGGCAAGGCAAGCCCACCCACUCUUGUCCCUCAUCGCUGGCACCUCGAAAACCUCGUGACCAUCAUCCAUGUAACCCAGGGCAUCCGCGCGAUCACACUAGGCUGCUCUGCGUGGCUCCGCGACCUCUCACCAGAAUUCAGUCACAUGAUGACCAUGCCCGGGCCGCCGGGUCCCGCGACGCCUGACUCUCUUGCCGCGCUCCUCGCGCUCGAGGCUCAUGUACGGGCUACCCAACCCGCUCGGGACGUCGAGAUGUACAUAACCGAGAUUCGCCGUGUAGAAGUCAUGCUCGCCCUACAACUAGACGCAGAAACGCGCGAGAGCCUGUUGGGCUGGCUGGCGGGACUAGACCAGGCAUAUGUGCGAGUGCUUGCGGCUGGAGAGCAGGCAGCGCUGGCGAUACUGGCGUUUUGGGCGGGGACUUUUUAUACGAUGGACGAUAGGUGGUGGGCACGUGGAUGGGCGGUGGGUCUUGUGGAAGAGGUAUAUGCGGCGGUGGACGAGAAGUGGCGGGUGUAUCUGGAGUGGCCGUUGGGUGCUAUUGGGAGGCUGGAAUUGAGGGAGAUUACUUGA
Molecule: messenger RNA, 1404 nt
Organism: Pseudovirgaria hyperparasitica
Lineage: Eukaryota; Fungi; Ascomycota; Dothideomycetes; Acrospermales; Acrospermaceae
Exons: 3
Coding region: 1-1404 (467 amino acids)
Biological process (GO): regulation of transcription by RNA polymerase II
Molecular function (GO): zinc ion binding; DNA-binding transcription activator activity, RNA polymerase II-specific
Source: RefSeq, a predicted model, not a curated record